This is a messenger RNA of Castor canadensis (American beaver), 2796 nucleotides long. RefSeq names its product TSC22 domain family member 2 (gene Tsc22d2). The record is from RefSeq and is a predicted model, not a curated record. Lineage: Eukaryota; Metazoa; Chordata; Mammalia; Rodentia; Castoridae. Gene Ontology annotation, biological process: regulation of transcription by RNA polymerase II.
CGGCGGCCGGCGCCCGCAGCCGCCCGUGACCGCGGACUCGGACCGCGUCUCGGGGGCCGCCGGGCCCCGCGCCUGCCCUGCCCUGCCCUGCCCUGCCCGGCGGCCUGGCCGCUUGACCACCAUGUCCAAGAUGCCGGCCAAGAAGAAGAGCUGCUUCCAGAUCACCAGCGUCACCACGGCGCAGGUGGCCUCGAGCAUCACCGAGGACACCGAGAGCCUGGACGACCCCGACGAGUCGCGCACCGAGGACCUGUCGUCCGAGAUCUUCGACGUGUCCCGCGCCACGGACUACGGCCCCGAGGACGCGUGCGAACGCAGCUCGUCCGAGGAGACGCUCAACAACGUGGGGGACGCCGAGACGCCGGGCGCCGUGUCCCCGAACCUGCCGCCGGCCGCGGCCCCGGCCGUCACCGCCGCGGCCGCCUGCAGCUCGCGCUUCCGCGUGAUCAAGCUGGACCACGGCAGCGGGGAGCCGUUCCGGCGCGGCCGCUGGACGUGCGUGGAGUACUACGAGCGGGACGCGGACAGCAGUGUGCUGGCCCGCUCCGGGGACUGCAUCCGCCACAGCGGCGCGCCCGAGCCCGUGGCCGAGCGCGACAGUGGCCUGGGCGCCACCGCGGGCUCGGUGCCCGGCGCGCCACCGGGGCCCGACUCGGGGACGGACAGUGCGGGACACCUGCCGCCCGCGCAGCCCCCGGGCCCUGGAGACUCGCCGCAGCACGUGGCCGGCCCGCCCGGCGACGCGGCCACCGGGGCGCCGCCGCUGCCGCCCAGCGGCCAGACGCCCGCCGGCCGCAGCCCGCACGCGGGGCCCCCCGAGCCCCCCGACCCCGCCGCCGCCGCCCGGAGGAAGUCGGAGCCCCUACCUCAGCCGCCGCCCACGCUCCUCGCGGACGCGCCGGCCGUGAGCAGCCUGGCCACGUCCGUGUUCAGCAUCGCCAUCCCCGUGGACGGCGACGAGGACAGGAAUCCUUCAGCUGCUUUCUACCAAGCGUUCCAUUUGAACACGUGUCAGGAAUCAAAGAGCCUCUGGGAUAGUGCAUCUGGGGGAGGUGUUGUAGCCAUUGACAACAAAAUAGAACAAGCAAUGGAUCUGGUGAAAAGCCAUUUGAUGUACGCAGUAAGAGAAGAAGUGGAAGUUCUAAAGGAACAAAUAAAAGAAUUAGUUGAAAGAAACUCUUUACUUGAACGAGAAAAUGCACUGUUAAAAUCUCUUUCCAACAAUGAUCAGUUAUCCCAACUCCCAGCCCAACAGGCCAACCCCAGUAGCACCUCUCAGCAGCAAGCAGCGAUAGCACAGCCUCCUCAGCCAGCACAGCCUCCACAGCAGCCGAAUGUCUCCUCAGCCUAAAGCCCUCUCACGCCUGCUCAGUGCAGUGCAGAAGACUGACAGCAGUCUUUCCUGUGUGCCACUGGUGUUCUAAAUUCCCACUUUGUACGAAAGCAAGUAGCCACGCUUCGGUUGUGUGUUUGCCUUUUCAGUAUUAGACAAUCAUCCUACAAGAGCUUUUCCUCUCUCUGAGAUGUCCUCAGCACAGUGGGUAUCCUGUCUUGUCAUCAGUGCACAAGGAGAAUGGUAGAAAGAAGGGGUUUACAGAGCAAAGCAAGGUCUGCCUGGGUAGGGUCUUGAAGAGUUUUGGUGGCUCUCUUGUGUUUCCUGUUGCCCAUAGAUUUACCUUGAGCCUUCCUCUCAUUAUAAAUAACAGUUCAUCUAAAGAGCCACUUUUCUUUCCAUAUCAGUAACAUUUGCCUACAUAAGUUUUCAUUUAUUUGUGUUUUAUUUAUUACAGGGCUGCUAUUUUCAUAAUGUACAUGAACAAUGUCACAGAACUUUUUUAAUUUUUUUUGAAUAAUUAUAAGUAUCAGUAAAGGAAUUGAAGACAGGAUUGCAUCUAAUAGGUAAAACGUUUAGGCAAUAAUUGAACAAAAGAAUCCUGGCAUAUUUCUAACACUAAUGGCAAUUUACCCUUGGUAUUUAUUUUCAGUAGUAAAGACCCAGCUCGAAUGUAAAUUUUGUAUAGUGUAAGAUGAAGAACAUAGUGCAACUGUACAGGUAGUCACCAGUUAUUGUGAUAUAAUAAAUAAUUGGGCUAUUUUGAUGAAGAAAACUUUGUUCAUUUGUUUCUACUUUCUUAUAGAGAAAUUGCCACGAUUCCUCUGCUUUUCAACAUUUCGUAUGACUUUUUUUUUGGGUGGGAAUAAAAAGCUGUGAAAUUGUUCAACCUACUUUGUAACCAAAGAAGCAAAGCUGUGUAAUGGAGUUUUGUUUUGUUUUGUUUUUUUUAAUAAUGCACAUUCUUUAUGUAUUUUAUUUAGUAUUUUCUGGGUCACAAUUUUCUUUGCUGUCUAGCAUGAUCUGCAUGACCUAUAACCUUUGAACCCUUUCGUACCUCACGUUUUACCCAGCACUCUUAUUGUGAUAUGUACUAGUCUGUGAACAGCGUCAAAUAAAAAAAGAACGAAGAGGUCGUGUGGUGGAGCUGAGUAGUGCACAGUGCACUAGUUGUACAAAAACAAAAAUGAAGUGAGCCAUCUUUUGUUCAUUUAAAAUGGUGUUUUGAAUUUCGUAUGCAAAAAAACAUUUUGUUACAUUGCAGAUUUUAAUGUAUUUAAUAAAUGCAACAUGCAGAUUAAGUGCAGUGUAUACUGAGUAUUUAAAUUAAAUUGUACAUUUCAUAAAUACAGUUUCAAGAGAAAGCAUCAUUUUGUGGAUACUAACACAUUAAGUGUAUGUCAGAAAUUGAUGUAUAAAUUAUAUUUUAACACAUUUUCUGAAAUUAAACUGCAGUUUUGUUG